CCACGUGACCAUGUUCCUGGAAAGUUCCUGGAAAUGCUUCUUUGUGUUUACGGGUGAUGUCGUUUACUCGGUGGCUGAAGGCGGGUGUGGAGUCACGGGUAACGGAGGGACGGGUUGACAUGCUCGGGGAGGCUUUUGGAGUGGUCGCGGCUCGCCGCAGUUCGGAAGCGACGGUCCUCACUGGGGUUGGAAAACACCGCCACUGACAGCUCGGUGCUUCAUCCUGCUGACCCGCCAUUCAGGGGCAGGGAGGUACCGACGAUAAAUGAAGUCACUCUGUCAGAUGUAACGUGAGGGCCAAACAGAUGAAAUAUGACUUGGACUUUUGCAAUGGGUCUGUUAAAUUGUCACCGCUGAAAUCAAGCUAACUGCUAGCCGCUCGAAAGCCGACUGUCAGAGCUGCAGACCCUUGUCCCUCAUCUGAGCUGUGAAGGUUGAUGACCAAUGACCUGCCAGUCGUCAGAUUCCACAGACGUCACAGUGAGCAACAGACAAGCUGAAGACAACUACAGUUCUGUGGAAUCUGAUGAAAGAUGCAUUUCUUUGGCCAUGAAAGAUCUGAAGAACACAGGCUGGUACUGGGGAAGCCUAACGGCAAAUGAGGCCAAAGAAAUCCUCCAGGACGCUGAAGAGGGCACCUUCCUGGUGCGAGACAGUUCCCAGCGUGAUUACCUUUACACCAUCUCAGCCAUGACAUCUGCAGGUCCCACCAACCUUCGUAUCGAGUACAAACAUGGUAAAUUCAAGCUGGACUCUGUGGUUCUAGUCAAGCCCAAGCUAAAGCAGUUUGACAGUGUGGUCCAUCUGGUGGAACACUAUGUUCACAUGUCAAGGACUAGUGAGAAGGGGGCUGCCAGCUCUCAGACCUCUGCAGCGCCAAAUGGUACUGUUCAACUGUUACUCACAAAACCUGUUUAUACCACCAUGCCGCUGUUGCAGCACCUCUGUCGCAUCGCCAUCAACCGGACCACCAGACGGGUUGAGGACCUGCCGUUGCCCAACAGACUGAAGGACUAUCUGACAGACUACAUCUAUGAUGUGUAGUAAUCCUUGAGGGUUAGAGUGUUAAAUCUCUUUGUGAUCUUGCCAGAAGAAGGCAAUUCUUUGGGUUUUCUCCAGCGGAAAGUCUCUGAAACAAGGAAAUGUAACGGAUUGUCUUCAGCUAUGAACUUGAGGAAUGUUGAUCCUUUGAAAUGAACCAGACAUCAUUUGUUGUGGUACAAAAUGAGUGAUGUGAUUGGAUAGUGCCUAAAGUAGGUGGAAAAUGUUGUUGAAUUUCAGCAAGUUCCUGACAUGCUGGUCACACAUACAUUUGUUCAACACAUAAUGGAUUACUCCAGUGGGUUUUUGUUUUCCAGUACAGUGUCACAGAACUGGCGUUUUGUAAAUUCUACAUCAACCCAGAGAGCUCCAACGGUCCUUUUCUAUAAAAGAACUAGAUAUACAAAGCAAAAUCAAUGCUAGAGAUGUGGGCUUCCAAAAAAAUGUCACAGAGAUGCAGUUGGAAGCGAAUUACAGUACUUCCUAGUGACAUGAUAAGAAAACAUUCACGCCAGACUGGUAUUCUCUGAAAAAAUGUCACACAAAUUCUGUCUGAAAUUUUAUAAAUGGUUUUCGAACUGUUCUUCACCACAUGACAAAUGACAAUAGUUGUAUUUCCCUCCAUUUUUAAAUUGAAGUUUACACUGAGGGAUUAAUAAAGGCCAUCUAAUCUCAUCUGUACAUGACCACUUUGGAAUGUCUAGUGUGCAAAGCCCUUAACACUUCAGAAAUCAUGCGAGCUCUGUUUUUCUUUUAAAAUUGAUGAUUUCUUCUAGUUUCUCAGGUUUCAUGCUGUGUCGGCUAAUUCAUCACUUUGACAUCCAGUUUGAAAUCUCAAGUCACUCAGCUUUGGCAUAUUUAUUUUUAGUUAGACACUGUUGCUUUUACACCAUGCUGCAAAGACGUUCUGCUCUGUGCUGUGAGAUGCUUUGACUGUAUUAAGUUUCAAAACAAGAAUAAGAUCAAUAAAAAAAUUGAAAUGUG
Messenger RNA from Synchiropus splendidus (mandarinfish), 2025 nucleotides. RefSeq names its product suppressor of cytokine signaling 2 (gene socs2). Bases 445 to 1044 code for a protein of 199 amino acids. The transcript is spliced from 3 exons. Gene Ontology annotation, biological process: intracellular signal transduction; phosphatidylinositol phosphate biosynthetic process. Gene Ontology annotation, molecular function: 1-phosphatidylinositol-3-kinase regulator activity. The record is from RefSeq and is a predicted model, not a curated record. NCBI's taxonomy places the organism in Eukaryota, Metazoa, Chordata, Actinopteri, Syngnathiformes, Callionymidae. Gene Ontology annotation, cellular component: phosphatidylinositol 3-kinase complex.